Messenger RNA from Brassica napus (rape), 7489 nucleotides. RefSeq names its product disease resistance protein RML1A-like. Gene Ontology annotation, biological process: defense response. Bases 1639 to 4395 code for a protein of 918 amino acids. The record is from RefSeq and is a predicted model, not a curated record. Gene Ontology annotation, molecular function: ATP hydrolysis activity; ADP binding. The transcript is spliced from 3 exons. NCBI's taxonomy places the organism in Eukaryota, Viridiplantae, Streptophyta, Magnoliopsida, Brassicales, Brassicaceae.
AAAUAAAAAAAAAAUAAUGAAUUCCAACCAAAACUUAUUCCUUUUUCGGCCACCAAAUUUAAGCAUAGACCAGAUAAACAAAUUAUCGAAAAUAAAAACUUAUGAUUAAUACAUAAUUAAAUAUACUUUUAAAAAAUUAGUUGGAAAAACAGAAACUAACAUGAUAUGAAAAAUAUAAUAAUAAAAUACAUUAUAUAACUUGGACUUAUUGAAAAGUUUAAUAAAUAUUAUUAAUUUAGUAAAAAAUUUAUAAUAAAUUUUAAAGAUAAAAAAAUACAGAAAAAAUAGAGAAGUCUAUAAGAACGAAAAGUAAAAAAGAAAUCAUUUACAAUAUCACUUUUUCCAUUUCUUCAAACCUAACCCAAAGACAAAAAAAAAAAAGUAAAUCUCAUCCACAUUUUUUUUUCCUUUUUGGUCAUUAAUUAAGCUUAAAUUUAGAGAAAUUAACAAAAACAAAAAUAAAUAAUUGGAACCACAACCAGUGGUUAAUAAAUAAUUAAGAUAAAUAUCUUACAAACCAAUUGGAGAAAAAAAAAUAAGAUAAUAUAAAAAAUAGACAACAAAUAAGUUAGUAAAAACUACAUAAUAUAACUUGAUUUGGUGUAAAAAUUAGUUAACAAAAAAUAAUUUAGUAAUUUAAUCCAAGAUAUAUAAACUUCGAGAACAAAUAGAAAAAAUCAUAAAAACAACAAAGAAAAAGAAAUGGUUUACAAUAUUAUUUUUAAACGUUUCAUCGUCAAAUUCCGACGAAGAAAAAGAAAGGAAAACUCACUAGAAUUUCUUUCUUUUGUGGGUGCCAAGUUCAAGCUUAGAGAAAUUAACGUCAAAAAUGAUAUAAAAAGCACAACCAAUGAUUACUACAUAAUCAAAACAUAAUAUUUAAAAUAAAAUAAUAAGAUAUAGUAAAUGAAAUAAUUAAAAAAAACAUACAUAUUACUAUCACUAAAGCAUAGACAUACUUCUAAAGAAAAAAAAAAAUAGCACCACAAACCGUCGCUUGCACUUUAAAAUUAAGUAAAUAGUUGUAAAAUCCAGAAGAACACCAAAAUACACAACAACCCUACAAAGAACACGAUAAGAACAUAUAUGAUAGUGGAUCACACAUAAGAAAUCAAACAAUAUAAAGUAACUACACUGUCUUAUUCAAUUCAAAGAAUCACAACUCUAUUCUUAUGCAAUUUAUUCAACCGCAAUGACUUCAUCUCUGAGUAUCGUAACAUCCUGUAUAAGCAAAGAUCACACAUAAGUAAGUGUUCACUAAAAUAUAUAACCAACCCAUUGAAACUAAAGAUAAAUAUUAAUUUAAACACUAAACUAUGCUAAAUUUCUGCGUUUUGCGCGGGCUCACUUGUCUGUAUAGUAAUCCGUUUGCAUUGUGCAUAGUACCGCAUAGUUAAAAAGUUCAAAACUAUUAUUCAAAUCAUUUAUUGAUUACUUUGUGUAGGAAGUCGUCUAGCAACUGACAUAUGGUCUUAUUAGUUUAAUCAUUUCUUUAUCAAAUUUCAAUAAAGGUUUAAUUUCAUAUUGGAACUGAUAUAUUUUAGAUGUGUUUGUAAAGUAAACUUUUUUAUUUUAAUCAAUGCUUUAGUGGUGGUUUAUCUGUAAUUUUGACUUUUUGGUAGGGAUGAUGAAGCUGAGAUGAUCGAAAAAAUUGCCAUUGAUGUUUCAAACAAAAUCAAUGUUACACCAUCAAAUGAAUUUGAAGGGCUGGUGGGAAUGGAAGCUCACUUGAGAAAACUAAACGCUUAUUUACACCUUGAGUGUGACGAAGUAAAGAUGAUUGGAAUCCAAGGUCCAGCUGGAAUCGGUAAGACAACUAUUGCUAGAGCUUUAUUCAACCAACUCUCUGCUGAUUUUCAAUUUAAAUGUUUUCUCAAGAACCUCAAGGAAAAAUAUGAAACAUUUGGUAUGGAUGACCAUGAUUCGAAAUUGUAUUUACAAACCCAGCUUCUAUCCAAGAUUUUGAACCAAAGGGAUAUGAAGGUACAUCAUCUAGGCACAAUAAAAGAAUGGCUACAAGACCAAAGAGUCCUUAUAGUUCUUGAUGAGAUAGAUGAUUUGGAACAACUAGACGCCUUGGCUAGAGAACCAUCUUGGUUUGGUUUGGGAAGCCGAAUUAUCGUUACUACUGAAGAUAAAAAGAUACUGAAGGCACAUUGGGUAGAUGAUAUCUACCAUGUGGAUUAUCCAUCAGAAGAAGAAGCUCUUGAGAUCCUACGUCUAUAUGCUUUCAAGCCAAAUUCUCUAUGGGAUGGUUUUGAUGAGCUUGCAAAGAAAUUAACAAAUCUUUGUGGUAAUCUUCCACUAGGUCUUCGUGUUGUGGGUUCAUCUUUACGUGGUGAGAAUAGGAACGAGUGGGAAGGUCAAGUUUCUAGGCUAGAAUAUAGCCUUGAUAGGAAAAUUGAGAAUGCGUUAAGAGUGGGAUAUGACAAACUAAUGAAGAAAGAACAGUCUCUAUUUCUUCACAUUGCGUUCUUCUUUAACAAUGAAACCAUUGAUCAUCUGACAACAAUGCUAGCUGAUAGUGACUUGGAUGUCAGAAAUGGGUUGAAGACCCUUUCCGAGAAAUCUCUCGUGCAUAUAUCAACCAAUGGGUUGAUCACAAUGCAUUGUUUACUCCAAAAAUUGGGGAGGCAAGUAGUUUAUGAACAAUCUAAUGAACCUGGAAAGCGUCAAUUUUUAGUAGAAGCCGAAGAGAUUCGUAAUGUGCUUGAAAAUGAAACUGGCACUGGAUCUGUCUUAGGUAUAUCACUUGAUAUGUCUAAGAUAAGUGAGUUUUCUAUCAGUGGGCGAGCCUUUGAAGGAAUGCGUAAUCUCCGGUUCCUAAGAGUGUAUGGAAGACAUUUUAGUACAUUGCAGAUGUUAGAAGACAUGGAAUAUUUACCUCGUCUAAGGUUACUCCAUUGGGAUUCAUACCCAGGAACACUUCUUCCUCCAACAUUUCGACCUGAAUGUCUAGUCGAAUUCAAUAUGGCAUAUAGUAAGCUCGAGAAGCUUUGGCAAGGUAUCCAGCCACUUACAAAUCUCAAGGAUAUAGAUUUGGGACAUUCCAAAAACUUGAUAGAGAUCCCCGAUCUUUCAAAGGCUACUAGCCUCAAGACAUUGACACUUACAUCUUGCACAAGUUUGGUGGAGCUUCCCUCUUCAAUUAGAAACCUACACAAACUAAAAAAGCUGAUGAUGAUGGGGUGCGCAAAGCUACAAAUCAUUCCAAAAAAUAUCAACUUGGCAUCUCUUGAGGAAGUAGACAUGAGUGAUUGCUCACUGCUGCGAAGUUAUCCAGAUAUUUCUAUGAACAUCAAGGACCUCGAUGUUGGAAAUACAAAGUUGGACGUUCAUCCAUCAAUUGUUGAACGUCUGCCUCGUCUUGAGUGGUUUCGUAUAGGCAGCAGAAACCUCAAGAGAUUAACACAUGUCCCCGAAAGUGUAACACAUCUAGACCUAAGCAAUAGUGAUAUAGUGAGGAUUCCAGAUUGCGUCAUAGGCCUUUCUAGACUAGAAAGUCUUUUCGUCUUCAAGUGUAGAAAACUCAUGUCACUACAAGGUCUUCCCUCUUCGCUCAAGUACAUAGAUGCGACCGAUUGUGGAUCCCUCGAGAGAGUGUGUAUCUAUUUCAAUGAUCCAAUGAGGGGCCUCAUGUUCCAAUAUCCAAUCAGGGAACUCAUGUUCCAAAACUGCUUGAAACUGGAUGAAGAGACAAGAAGAGAAAUCAUACAACAAUGGGUUUACGAAUACGUAUGUUUACCGGGUAAAGAUAUUCCUGCGGAGUUCACUAACAAAGCUAAAGGAAACUCCAUAACCAUCCCUAUGGUUACUUUCUCUUCAUCCUCAAGAUUCAAGGCAUGUCUAAUGUUUUCGCCAAUCAAGUACUCAUAUCUUGAUAUAACUUGUCGUCUAAUAACCGAAGGAGGUGUCAUCAUCAUGGAGAUUAAAUGGGAUUCAAUGAAUGUUUCUCAUUUUCUUACGGAGCAUCUGUUCGUAUGUGGUGGUAACUUGGUUCAAGAAACACGUAAAGUGGAUGUGCAAGCGACCAAGAUUUUUUUUGAAUUCAGUUGCGUGGAUAACCUCAAGAUUCUUGAGUGUGGUGUACAGAUCUUGAGUGAGGAAACAGAGAGUUGUAAUGGUAGCGAAGUGGAUUACUUCGAUACUGGAGGAAGCCCUGACAACCACACGUAUGGAGAUGAAUAUUAUGAAAUGGAUGAUGAAGUCGCUCAGUCUGAGUAUAAAUAUAAUUGGAGUUGGCUUAAGAAGUUUUGGUAUGGAGAAGAAUAUGAAAGAGACGACGAUGAUAAAGAAGAAUAUAUAAACAACCAUUAUGGUUGGAAUACGGCCAUGAUGAUGAAGGUGUUUGUGGUUGGUAUGUCUUUGCUUUUGCUAUAUCUUGUUAUCACAUAAAUUUUCUGCAAGCAUCUGUACUAUAUAAAAAGAACUAAUUUAGAAACUCCUAAGCUAUGCCACAUCAGCAAAAAUAUUCCUAUCCAAUCAAAGUUACACAUCACUUUUAGUUUAACAAGCCUAAAUAAAAUCCAACCUUAGUCGAAGCCCGUUCUCUAAUCAUAUUACAACGAAGCCCAUUUUCUUUAAGCAACAAAUUUCCAAGAGAUUAAAUAUGACCCACAUUUAUUCAGCCGAUCUUUUUCCUCACCUUUCCAUGCCUUUUCUCUAUCCCUUCUCUACAGUUUAAAGAAAAAUCAAUAGUCAUCAUAAAUUUUAUCAUUUUCUUACUUACCUAGAUCUGUAACUGCCAUCUUCCACUAAUUCUACUAGCUCCGUAUAAAUAUGCUGAUGUAUCCUUCCGCAGCCAGAAUUUCCCUCACAGUUGGUCGCCACCGGCUUCCAUGCAUGCGUGGCUAAGCAAAUUUUUUGGCGAAGCUAUCUACAGCCGGGUCCAGUUUAGAUCUGAUGCUUUUGAAAAAAUAACAAGGUUACGACAUUUAUAGUUACAAAAAUUCUCUCUGAGAUUUUCAUUUCCAUUGAGCUUUGAUUGGUUUCAUGUCCGAAAUCAAGAGAAAAUGGUGAAGGGAACGAUUACCACCAUGGUAACACGUUUAUUUCCAUGGAGCUUUGAUUGUGCAACUGCGCAAGAGCUCGACAACUCAAUCAAGUACAAUAUUUUGCAUUUUUAGCUCAUUUAUUUUUCAUUAUGUUAUGUUAUGAAUAUAUUUGAAUGUGCUUGCGUCUGAAUUUUUGCAGUUAAUGGAAAAUUAUUAGCUCUGUUUUUUUUUCCUUUUUGGAGAUAUUAAAGAUUUGAAAAUGGAUGAACCAUAGUGUCUUCCGUGCGCGAGAGACUGAAACUUGGAGGAUGGUGGCUUUGAAGAAGGUUGGAUUCGACAAAUUUGAGCCAGAGUGUGUACAUGGCAAAAGACUUUGUGAUACAUUUUAAAAAUAACUUGAAGAAAGAUUGUGAUACUUAGGAGACUCAAUUUAAGGAUAACAUAUGUCUUUUCGCAGAAGUCACUCUUCCUCAACUGCCACAUGGCAUGGUUCAAAAACUAUUAGUGAGUUGACUAAAUCCCAGCUUUUGGUUUCAGCCAGAGCCGUGAGUGUUCAUGGAUUCCAGAAAUUACGUGAACCAGAAAGUUCAGAGCUUAGAAGUUGUGUAUCCAACGUUUCCGUACGCCAUGCUGAUGACAAAGAAAAGUGAAUUUUUUGAGGUUCUUUCUAUUGUUUUUUCUCUUCUUUCGUUCUUCAUCUCUAUAUGAUGGGGUUGAAUGGUAUAGGAUGUAGCUUUGGAUCUUUUGCUUUAAUUUUCUUAAAAAAAUUUAACCUGUAGAUUUUGUACCUUUAGCUUUAAAUUUAAUUGAUGUAUUAGCUUUUAAGUAAAAUCGGUUAUCAUCUGCCUAAAAAUCUUAUUGCAUAUGGUCUAAUGUGUACAUUCGUGAACUGUUUCCUUGAGAAGGAUAAGCUGGAGAAGAUGAAGCUCCGGCAGGAUUACCGGAGCUUAUGAGACUCCAAUCUCAUAGGGACUGCUUCUACUAAGUAGACCAUUGAGAACCUGCAACAUUGGAAAGGGGCAGCACAUGAUAGGAUAGUUUAUUCAAUGUAAGUAGAAUGCCCUAAAGGUUAACAUUGAAGGGUGUAUUUCCAUGUAUCUUAAUAUAUCUAAAGAGUUUUACAUCAAACGAAAGUCAAGUAAUUCAGCUCGAGCAAGCAUUCCCAAUAAGUUGAAUCCCAAAGUCCUGGCUCCAGAUGGUCAGAGUUACUAAGAUCUUAAAAUGAUUUAGCAUGGUCAUAGUUACAAAGAUCUUAAAAUGAUUUAGCAUACUUGAAAAGUAAUGUGAGCACGCUUGAACAAACCAAUAAAGUUCCGUUUGAAUGCAAAAUCUGUUUUAAAAGCACAUCGACUGGACAAGUAAUAAAAGCUGGCAAGAAAAAGAAAUAUGAUAAUAACAUGAACACCAGUUUCUCAAACUUGACUCUAAACAAUAGUGAGCGAAGCUAACUACCACACCUCCUUGAUGAUUCUCUCACCUCCAACACAACUUCCUUAAAAAAAUCAUGUCUACCCUAUCAUUUUAAAAAUAUGUUCCACUUUCAGAUAAUUUUGUUACAUCUAUACUAUAUAAUUAAAAAAGUUAAAUGAAUCAUUAAUUCAAAUUGGCACAAAAUAAUGAUGAAACAAAUAGUUUUUAAAAUCAAAUAAUGUAUAAACAUAUACAAAUAAUUUAUUCCAAAAAUGUUAUAAAAUAAAUAGUGAAAUUUUAGCAGAGAGAUAACUUCAAAUAUAUAAUAAAACUAAACUUAUAUAUUUGUUUUCAGUAGUUUGGUGAUAUGAAUAAAUUUAAAAAUAACAAAUCAAACUAUUAAGUUAAAACAGUUUAUUUUUCAAAGUAUAAGAUCAUUAAAAUUUUGGAUUAAAACAAAAAUUUAAAUUUUUUAUAUUUGAUGGAUAUAGAAUUUUUUGGAUGAAACAUUUACCAAACACUAUUAUAUACUAUUUCUCCUAUUUUAAAAUAGUCAAUAGAUUUAUAAUUAACACCCCGAUCAAAAAAAUAACAGCUGAAAAAUUACAUAAAUGUAAAAUAAAAAACAAAGUGAAAUUUAUCAGUUCAAAAAAUCACAACGAAAACUCAAAUCCAUCACCAUAUGUUACACAUUACCUUAGACAUUUUAAUUUUUUGAAAAGUAAAAUGGUAUAAAAUAUUCAAAUAUAUAAAGAUGUAAAAUGAGUUUCAAAAAUAAUAAUAAUAAAGAUGUAAAAUAAGUUUAUAAGGUACAAUCCGCGCGUAGCGCGGACAAGAAUUCUAGUUUUGAUAUAAAAUUGCAUAUUUUAUCUCUCUUUUGUUGCCAUCCAAAUAUAUGCAUCUAUUUAUCAAUUUUGAUCUUACCAUUAUUCGUUCAAAUGUAACAAAUGGUAAAGUAAGUAACGGAUUGUGACAAAAAAAGGUAAAGUAAGUAGGGAAAUUUGCUUGUAUAAAACCAACAAAAAUUUAAUAAUUUACUGUCUAUCUAUUUUAAAUAGCUACGAUACAUGACUGAACUGUCUUUU